This is a messenger RNA of Leucoraja erinaceus (little skate), 14357 nucleotides long. It is a transcript of the gene tecpr1a, whose product is annotated as tectonin beta-propeller repeat containing 1a. Lineage: Eukaryota; Metazoa; Chordata; Chondrichthyes; Rajiformes; Rajidae. The record is from RefSeq and is a predicted model, not a curated record. The coding region runs from base 209 to 3817 and encodes 1202 amino acids. The transcript is spliced from 25 exons. Gene Ontology annotation, cellular component: membrane.
GCGUCACGACGCCAGCCUGACGGACGGGUCGCCGGCCAAUCAAGCGCGCGAAGAGACCAAUGGCGUGUCAGGAGGCGGGGCUUCCACGGAGCAUCGGCUGUUGUCAGGAGAGAAGGUUCCGGAAGCCGCGUCCGGCUUGGAUGGUGGAUGUUGAUCGGGUCGGUGCGGCGAGGAGCUGGGCGGCUGUCGCGGAGCUGGCGAGGCAGUCAUGCCCAGCUCUCUGUUGUGGGCUGUGGAUGUCCACGGCAGCGUGUACACUCUCUCUACAGCCAGCCAGUACUGGGAGCUGUGCAAAGAUGCAAGUUUAGAAUUCAAGAGACUGGCAGCUGGCAAGCAGUGCUGUUGGGGAAUUGCAUGCGACCAACAAAUCUACGUCUAUGUCCAUGCAAACGAAGUUCCCAUCCGAUACCAAGAAGAGACCUAUGAAAAUCAGCGCUGGAAUCCUGUGGAUGGUUUCAGUGAUCAUCUGCUCCCCAGUGAUCGCUGGCAGUGGAGUGAUGUUACAGGACUAAAGCAUCAGCCGAUCAAAGAAUUUAAACUUGCAACGCAACAUUGGGAGUGGGAGUCCAAUUGGUACGUGGAUGAAAAUAUUGGAGGAGAGCCGACAGAAAAAGGGGGUUGGACUUACGCAAUUGAUUUCCCAGCCACUUACACAAAAAGCAAGCGGUGGAACUCUUGUGUCCGCCGACGCCGAUGGAUCCGUUACAGAAGGUACAAGUCCUGCAACACCUGGGCGAAGAUUCCCUCGCAAAAUUUGGGACCGCUACCAGAUCCCUUUCAUGAUAUUGCUGUAGGAGGAUGGGAAAUUACUGAUGAACCUUUCGGACAUCUUUCAGUCUGGGCAGUGACUGUGCAGGGGAAGGUAUUUUACAGAGAAAAUGUAACUGAUCAGAAUCCUGAGGGUUUGUCAUGGACUGAAAUCACGACUCUUGGGGAAGUAGUUCAGAUUGCCUGUGGACCGUGUGACCUAGUGUGUGCCGUGCUAUGGGAAGGUCAGCUAAUGAUGAGGAAAGGAAUAAACAGAGAUAACCCUAAAGGGAAUUCUUGGGAGAUUGUUGAGCCACAAAACUCUGGAAAUGGUUUUGUCCAGGUCUCGGUGGGUGUCAACGUGCUCUGGGCCGUUACACGGGACAGAAAGGUCUGGUUUCGAAGAGGUGUCUGUUCUGAGAACCCUGUUGGGGCAGGUUGGAUUUGCAUGAAUGUUGAGAUGGUGAUGGUGAACAUAGGAUUAAAUGACCAGGUCUGGGGAAUCGGGUCUGACGACCGCAGUAUCUAUUUUCGACAAGGUGUGACACCAACCGAAUAUAGUGGAAAGGCUUGGAAAGUCAUAAUGGCAAACCGAGAUCAGGACCGAUCAUCCUGUGCAAGCAGUGCCACCAGUCUUGUGAGUGCCGGGUGCUUCUUUGGUGAUGAGGUUAGAUUACCACCCCAGGCCUCCAUCGCCAACAAUGCUGACUUUUCUUUGGAAAUGGAGGGGAUUGCAAAAGAAACUGAAAACAUUCUUGAAACAAUUGAGAGAGUACCAUGUUCCAACAACAAUGCGGACGGAGAUGGAGAUGUCGCCUCUUGCUGUCCUGUCGCCGAGUCUAAAUGUGAUACUGUGACGAGCGUGUUUGAGAACAUCUCAUUAAACGAAGGACCCUCAGUAAAGUGCGAUCAGACUGGUCUUAAACCAAGCGCUGCCCGGUCCUGGCUGUCGGACGGCCAGCAGUCCCCGCAGGAUGGUGCUGAAUUGGACACUGCUCCCUCCGGGUCAAGCCCAGUCAACUUGGACUUGGCCGAGACGUCCAGCAUUUCGUCAGCGGCUGUCUACCCGUUUGGAAUUGAAGAGCACUAUGUGUCUGAAGAGCACCCGCUGUGGGCCUGGCUCAGUGGAGGAGGAUGCGACAUAGAUGUCCACACCCAGCUGAACUGGUUCAAUGUCCAGUCAGGGCUGAAUUUCUCCAUACAAUCGCACUUGAUGCCCAACAAUUGCCCCCAGCAAACGGUUUGGCGGAAGCAGAUUGUUCAGCAGCUAAUCGAGCGGUCUAAGCGGGAAGUGGACGAUUUCAAACAUUACGAGCAGGCUGUGGAGCAGUCCGUGUGGAUAAAGAAGGGAAUGAUGAAGUGGUGGAGAGAUGGGAAGCCGUACAAAUGGACAGAUGUUAAAGUCGCACUGGAACAGUUUACAGGGAACGAUGGGAAGCGGGAUGGAAUAUUUUUCAUAUACUACACGUACAAUGAUGUGAAAAAGUAUCUUCACCUCUUUUUAAAUGAAGUUACAAUUUUAGUUCCGAUUGCUAAUGAAGCAAAACACUCCUUUGCAAUUUACACUCCAGAAAGGACGAAACAAAGGUGGCCAAUCAGGUUGUCAACGGCUACUGAACAAGAAAUGUACGACUGGCUUGCUGUCUUGAGCCUAGCAUGUUGUGACAGCAGCGAGAUUCACGGACCCCCAUCUCAUCAGGCCCUUUGGUCCAUCACGUGCAAAGGAGAUGUCUUUGUCAGUGAGCCUAGCCCAAGUCUGGAAGCCGCACAACAUCCUAUGCCAAGUGACCAAUUGUAUUGGCGGCAAAUUGGAGGACACCUACGCAUAGUUGAGUGCAACAGUCAAGGAAUUGUGUGGGGCAUUGGAUAUGAUCACACAGCCUGGGUUUAUACAGGUGGCUACGGAGGUGGUUUCUUUCAAGGACUGGCUGGGAGUACGGAUAAUAUUUAUACUCAGUCAGAUGUGAUGUGUGUUUACAUUUAUGAAAACCAGCGUUGGAACCCUCUCACUGGAUACAGCAGCAGAGGCCUGCCGACUGACAGGUACAUGUGGAGCGAUGCAUCAGGUCUGCAAGAGUGCACCAAGGCACACACAAAGCCUCCUUCACAAUGGACAUGGGUGACUGACUGGUACAUCGAUUUCAAUGCACCUGGCGGGACUGAUCGCAACGGGUGGCAGUUCGCAGCUGACUUCCCUGCCUCGUACCAUGGAUACAAGACCAUGAAAGACUUUGUGAGGCGGAGACGAUGGGCAAGAAAGUGCAAAACUGUCACGACGGGUCCGUGGUUCGAGGUUGCACCGAUAGCUCUGCGGGACCUCUCGCUGAUUCCAUCUGUGCCUCGGGGCACGAGUGACCAAGUCGCCUUGUGGGCUAUUAGCAGCAAAGGGGAUGUCUUGUGUAGGACGGGAGUAACAAAGCAAAAUGCCAUGGGAACUUCAUGGCUGCAUAUCGGUACAGACCAGCCAUUCGUGUCUAUCUCAGUCGGAGGACACUACCAGGUGUGGGGAAUUGCCAGGGAUGGAUCAACUUUCUACCGGGGUUCAGUUACUCCACAAAACUCUACAGGUGACUGCUGGUACCACAUACCUCCGCCUCCCAAACAGAAGCUAGUCCAGGUGUCUGUGGGAAGGACGUCGGUGUGUGCAGUGGAUGAAAACGGUAAUUUGUGGUUUCGUCAGGGUAUUUCUCCAAGUUACCCUCAAGGAUCGGUCUGGCAACAUGUUUCUACAAAUGUUCGUAAGGUUUCUGUUGGUCCUCUUGAUCAGGUUUGGAUAAUCGCCGAUAAGGUUCAAGGCAGUCACAGCUUGAGCUGCGGAACAGUUUGUCAUCGGCUUGGUGUCCAGCCACAAGAACCCAUUGGUGGCUCUUGGGACUAUGGCAUUGGAGGUGGCUGGGAUCACAUUACAGUCAGAGCCAACUCGAUGGACCCUUCACACAGUAGUGUUCCCAAAGCAGCCGACAAUGAACCGAUGAAGCUGACUACCCAGAAUGGAAGCACGGCCACUAAAUCUAAAAACAUUUUAUCAGUCGAACAGCAGGAGCUCAAUCAAAAUGCUGUCAAAUGCUGAUGGUUUGUGUCACGACGUCGCAUGUUCUGUUUUCCGUGGUGAUUGGUCCGGGCAAUGACUGAUCUUGCCCAGGCUGGCCACUACAUCCACAGUGAGUAGAGUUGUAGUGUUAGCUGUGUUUGCUGUUAUUCUGCACUUUGGGGCAGCAAACUGUCAGUCACCAAUUGAAAUCCAGUAACAAGAAUGUAGCGCACUUCGUUUAAACUGUAUGGUCACUGACAUAUCCACAUCCAGCACAGUGCUGGUUCUCACUCCAGUGCAGCGUAGACCAGAGAGUAAUGUGUCGGUAAUCCAGUCUGUUGUCAGCAUGGAAGGCCCAAUUUUAACAUUAAUCCCAGCUCCGCAGUGGUGCCUGUUCACACGUCUGUAUGAGGAUGAAAGAAAUCACAAGCAUGGCCUAAUUCCCAGUGAAACAAUGGAACUGGUUCCUGGUGGAACCAGUUGGUGGAAACAGCAGGUCAGGCAGCAUUGUUGGAGAGAGAAAUGGUUAACGUUAUGGCGUGAAACAUUAUUCCUCUCUCAAUUUGCAGACCAUCUCACAAAUAUAGGAGAACUAAUAUGAUGGUUUGCCUAAAGUUGAAUCUUUCUCAUUACUGCCAAUCUUUGACAGCACUCUGAGGAGCAGGCAAGUACUGGGGAUUCUGACAGGGAUCAGUAUAAGGUCAGGUAUCCAGUGUUAUGGAUGGUAGUAGCAUCAAGUACUAUCUCAUGCUUCCAGCCGACCACAAAAGUGAGGAUGCUUGAUAAGUGCAUUAACUACUGAAUGAUGCAAUGUGACAUUACGUUCAUAUCGGCACCAACAUUAUUGUUGUGUUUGUCUACAAUGUUCAGCACAGAGACACUUGGCCCAACUGGUCUAUCCAUUGCUUAUGCUCCAGACAAGCUUUGAUCGCACUCUUGGUUAUUCCCUGCAGGGUUUUCCAAUGCUUCCCUCCCACACUGCCCCCAUAUUGUUCCCCGGUCUUACUCCGGUGGGAGUAAUUAUCACAUACUGACUACUAUCCAAAUAGAAUAUUAUUGGUGGCUGCCUUCUCUUAAAGCCUUUGGUUUCCCCGUUAUCUAGCCUGUUUUUUAUUGAAUCGCUAGUUCUGAGAAAAUACCUGCCAUCCUUGAAGAUGUUUCUUAUGGUGAUGGACCAGUGCUUGCUUAUAACGCCGCUGUGUUGACAUUCCUCCAACCUCUUCCCCCCCCCAUCCCCCGCUUUACACCCAGACCUGCACAGAUGGACUUUCCCAUUCUCUCCAACUUGCAGCGUGCUAGAAUCACCCCAGAUUGUGCAGGAAUAUUAUCCUUGAGUGUGCAAUUGGAGCACUUGGGAGGCAGAGGAUUUCCAGUAAUGUUCAGAAAGGUGUAAUGCAACAGUUGGAGAAGUGAAGUGCCAUUAACGUCUGGCGGAGCUAGAUUCCAUAUAGAUCUAUUUGGGCUUUGUUUUAUUAAUGGUUGAAGCAUUUUCUUUUGCACACAUUGCCUUGUGGUAUCAAAGUACCUAGGCACAUCAAGUUACAGAGGAUGAGAGCAGUGUGGUAGGAACAACCUGUCCUCUUGAACCACUGACCCAUAAACAGCAUUCAAAUCUACUUUGGAAGCUUUGAAGAUAUUUUCAUCUGAGGAUUUUAGCUCACAGAAAUGACUCCUCUUUCCUGCUUCAGUUCGACAGUUACUGUUCAGACCUACUGUAUGCCCACACCUCCCCACCCGAAAUGGUGUUAGAGAUUGUUCCUAUGUUGAACAUUAUUGCAUGUUGCAGCACACAGCAAUAGGAUUUAAACCUUUUACACCUAAUUUGAAUACAUUUCUGUCGUGGUGAAUGUUUUCACCAUAUGGUGUGGUAUUAUUGGAAGCGGCUACAGAGGUAACUGACACAAGAUACUAAUGGCUAAAACAUUUUCAUAAACUUGUGCUUCCCUUGAAGCUGAGGAUUAGCCUUUCCGUGGCUUUAUGUGAGUCUCCAUCACGGUCUUACCAGCCAGCUCCGGGCCUCAUAAAAAGAUUUUUGUAAAAUGGAUCACCUCACACUUCACUUCAAUGUCACUGGGGAAAGUUGGAUUGGGGAGGGGGUGGGCGGUGGGGAGUCCGGCCUUGAAAGUACCAAGAAUGACCAAUAACAUAAUCUCUUUAAGCCACUUGAUCGACGCGAUUCUCACUGUUGUCAUGCCAUAGUAAGAUGGAGCUGGCAUGUUUUUUUUAAUGGAUAUUACAUUGAAGUGGAAGCUGGGGAGGCACCAAAGAAAGAGAGGCUUUGUUCAUGGAGUUAACUAAGGAAGGAUAGGAAGGAGGUUAGUAUGGAGCAUCAGCAAUGUGAUAGACUUUUUGAGCUGAAUGGUAUGUGUGUGUGUAUGCUGUACAUUCUUUCUGAAGCAAACAUCAGGGAAUUUGGAGAACUGGAGAAUUAAAUUAUUUAGGACCUGAUAUUUGAAAAUCAUGUUAAAAAAUCAUGUUAGGACGUUUAUUUUCAAUGUCUGUGCUGUUUGAUUGAAUUAAUUAUUGGUGUUGUACAUUAUUCAUUUUAUUUGUGAUGUAUAGAUAUUUUUUCUUCACCGUAUUAAGGAAAAGGUGGGUAUUCUUCUUUAAAAAGGAUGAGAGAAACAUGAGGGCCAAUAUUGCUCACCCUUGCUGCUGCUUUCAGUUCACACACAGUAUUUGUUCCCUUGGCGGUAAAUGAAUUGUCCUUUAUUGUUCUGUGUUCUUGUGAAGGGUUAUUUUACAGUAUUUGGAGUGUAUAUAUUAAGUCAAUAAACUGGAAACAUUUGUGAUCCAAUCACCCCUGAAAGAUGAAGAAUAUUUGUCCAAAAAGCAAAAAUAGUUGAAUCCAUUCACCCAAAGGAUUGGUUUCACUAGAGAUAUACUAGAUACACUAGAGUAUACUAAGCCUUACUUAAAUUGUAAUUUUGCUUGAAAUUGUGAAUCCCACAAAAUUAGACCUCGACUGCAGGAAGCCUAUUGUCCCUCUCUCAACCACGCCAUUCAGAAAAUCACUGGCACCCCAGGCAGCAAAGUGGCACAGCUGGUAGAGCUGCUGCCUCACAGCGCCAGAUACCCGGGUUCGAACCUGACCUCACAUGCUGUCAGUGUGGAGUUUGUACGUUCUCCCUGUGACUGCGUGAGUUUCUUCUGGGCACUCUGGUUUCCUCCCACACCUCAAAGACGUGCAGGUAUGUAGGUCAAUUGGCUUCUGUAAAUUGCCUCUAGUGUGAAGAGGAUGGAUGCGAAAGUGGGAUAACACAGAACUAGUGUGAACGGGUGAUCGGUGAUCGGCGUGGACUCGGUGGACCAAAGGGCCUGUUUCCAUGCUGUAUCUCUAAACUAAAAUGAACUAAAUUCCCACUCCAUCUGCCUUCUGUCCUGAUUAUUCCUGGGUUCCUGCCUCAUCAUCAGUCAAUCCAGGGAUCUCUAUCUUCCAGACUUUCUGAACAUGGCCAAUUAUCACGAUUAACCAAAAAUAAUCUUAACUUUUCUCACAUCAUUACCUGUCUUUAUUUGCAACUCAGGCAGAGUUUUCUGAAGUUCAUUCAACAACUUAAGUAGGGCCUUAGCAAUAAUAAGUACUAUUUGGAUCUUGAUUUUCAAUACUUUAUUUUCUUUGCUGAGCUUAAAGCCCUGUCCCACAGUACGGAUUCAUUCCAAGAGCUCUCUCGAGUUUGCCCUGAUUCAAACUUGGAGAUUUACGGUAAUGGCCACUCGUCGGUACUCGGGGCUCUCGCGGACAAAUCUUCACGAGUCUUCCCGUGCUUACCUGCCGUUAGCGAGUCUUCCCGAGUACCUGCUGUUAGCGUUACGAGCCGCUAAGAGACAUCCCCGAGGUCCGACGUACCCGCUACGUUCAUUCUCCGUGCUUACCAUGAGUUUGAUUUUUUUUAAACUCCGGAGAGCUCUUGGAAUGAACUCGUAUCGUGGGACAGGGCUAUAAGGCAAAAGUGAGUGUGAAUCAAAGGUCUCCAUAAUUUAUGUGAUGGCAUUGAUAAACUAUUUGUAUUAAAUGGUGUAUUUAACAAAUAUAGUUUGAAACAUUGGACGAUUCUGUUGACUUUAUGUGGAGUUUAUACUUGUCAUCUUUUAAAAUGUUUUUUAUUCAAUUUGUAAUUUAAGGGUCUAUUUUUUUCUGAAGCAGCCUUUUUUGCAAACAUAUUAUUCACCAAACUAGAGUCAAUGUACUGUUGCAUUGUUUAACCAUAACAGGGACUGUAUGUGUAAUUAAUAGUGUGCUAUAUUUUAACCCUUUCUCAUAUCAAAAGCUGACCAAUCGUACACAACAACAAGACAUGCUUCAUGGUCAAAAGUGGUUCAUGUAUUACACAUUUCUAUUAGUCCUGCACUAGUGGAAACAUCCUGACCUACAUUCACUCCAUCUAAGCCUUUCACUAUUUGGCAAGUUUCCCUCAUCCUUCUAUAUCCAUUCUAAAUAUUUCACGCCAAACAUCACAGACUGAUACAAAUACAUCGAUAGAUGCUCCUGAACACAUCAUCAGUGAUGUAACCUGGGGUCAUUGGGUGUUUCGGAUCUUUCAACUUCAGACACCCUCACCCAGGCGACCCAGCCGUGGUUGAUCAGACCACGACUCGUGUUCAGGUGGCAUUCGCUCCUCGCCAUGGACCUCCUCUCCUGAUCCAGAGCCAUCUUGAGGCCUUCUCCGCUGCCUCUGUGGUGUUCCUGAUGGCUCUUCUCCUUGCCACUCCGUUGAUGCCCAGUGCACUCAAGGCUUUGUAGAGCAAUUGCCCUGCAAAACCUCUGCAGCCAACCUCGAUGGGCAUACACCUUGCCUUCCAGCCCUGCUUGCGGCAGUCUAUGACCAGUUCUUCAUAUUUGGCCAUCUCCCUCUCGUGGGCCUCCUCCAGACGGUCCUCCCACGGCACUGUCAGUUCCAACAAGACGAUGUUUUUGGUCGCCUCUGAGACCAGGAGGAUAUCUGGCCUCAGGGUGGUUGUGGCAAUGUGCUGUGGGAACUUCAGCUGUUUCACCAGGUCUACGGAAAGCUGCCUGUCCUGCGCAGUCGCCAGGAUUCCUGGCUACUGUGGUUCUUGGCAGCUGCACUCCAGCCUUCACGAAGGUGAUCAUCUGGGUGGUGGGGCGUUCUCGUCUACAGCUGCUGAUUACCAUGCUGAUGGCUUCUGCAAUGGGUUUGAGAACCUGGUCGUGACGCCAUGUGUACCGGCCCUGCCCAAGAGUCUUUGGGCAACAGCUCAGGAUGUGCUCCAACGUCCCCUUGCCUGAGCAUUGCGGGCAAUCUGGAGAUUCCGCUUUGCCCCAGAUGAAGAGGUUCGAUGGGCUGGGCAGGACAUCAUAGACUGCCUGGACCAGGAACUUGAUGCGCUGUGGUUCAGCCUGCCAGAGCUCAGUCCAUGUGACUUUUCGGUCCAUAAAGGCCCGUUUCCUUAUAUCUUUCAAUCUGUAUCUUUCAAUCAAUCAACACUCAACAUCCUGAUUACCUCAUCGGGCUAAUGUGCUAUUUAGCAUGUGGAAAAACGCUUUGUCAGUUCAGAGAAAAUUUUAUCAAUGGACAAAUUUGGUUAUACAAAACGUAUCAGCAUUUUCAGACUUUGCUGAUACUACUUGUGCACAUUCCUACUUGAAUAUCUUGUUGAAGGUUUAUUUCAAUAUUUAUGGGGCAUUUUACAAUUUGGAUGGAAGUGGAUGGCUAAUUGAAGUCAUGGUGGAGAAAGUGGAAUGUAAAUGUGGAUCAGCAUACUAUAUAUAGUAUAGCUAUUGUAAAUGUUCAUAAGUUCUAGGAGUGGAAUUAGGCCAUUUGGCCCAUCGAGUCUACUCCACUGUGGAGCAAGAAUCACAGAUGGGGAGCAAGGGUCUGAAGAAGGGUCUCGACCCGAAACGUCACCCUUUCCUUCUAUCCAGAGUUGCUGCCUGUCCCGCUGAGUUACUCCAGCAUUUUGUGUCUAUCUUAAGGAGGUAAAUUCGCCAUUCAAUCAUGGCAGAUCUAUCUUUCCCUCUCAACCCCAUUCUCCUGCCUUCUCCCCAUAACCCCUGACACCCUAACUAAUCAAGAAUCUGUCAAUCUGUGCCUUAAAAAUAUCCAUCGACUUGACCUACAUAACUGUCUAGAGCAAUGAAUUCCACAGAUUCACCACCCUCUGACUAGAGAAAUUCCUCCUUAUCUCCUUUCUAAAUGUAUGCCAUUUAAUUCUGAGGUUAUGGCCUCUAGUCCUAGACUCUUCCACUAGUGGGAACAUCCUCUCCAUGUUCAUUCCAUCCGGGCCUUUCACUAUUUGCUAUAUUUCCAUGAGCAAAUCCAUUCUAAAUGUUUUAGGCCAAACUUCACAGACUAAAGUUUAUUAUUGAAAUUAGUCAUUCCACAUUCAGUGGAACAUGUAAAUACAAAACUGGACCAUCUAGGAAGCAUAGACAGGGAAGAAGAUGGAUUGAACUGCUGUAAAUUAAUCCCAGGUUCUUGUGGAGAUUUCCCUUCAAUUAGGCAGAGGCCAGCAAUGCCCUAUGCCAGAUUCUUAACGCUUAAGUCAUCUGUAACUUAACUCUUAAGUCAUUGGCCUUUCCAUAAACCCAUGAAAGCCAUGAACAUGCAAUUUAACUCAAAGCACCACUGCUAUAAUCCCACACAAUACAAACUUGUACGCUUGUGUUCCAUGGCACUGGCAGGCUUUAGGUUUGGCCUGUGUUAAAUAGUGGUGGCAAAUGCAGAGAUCGGUGUAGCUUACACUAUAAUUAUCCAGGAAAAUAAUUGAUCGAUCUGGAAUCUUGUUCUUACACAGGGUCCGAGCCGUACAGCGUGGAAAUAGGCCUUUUGGCCCAAUUUGCCCAUGCUGAACACAAUACAGCAUCUACACUAGUCCCACCUGUCCACAUUUGGCCCAUAUCCCUUUAAACCUUUCCUAUCCAUACCUGUCCAAAUGUAUUUUAAAGGCUUUUAUCGUACCUCCAUAUACCCACCGCACUUUGUGUGAAAAGGUUACCCCUCAGGUUCCUAUUAAAUUUUUGCCCUCUCACCUUAAACCUGUGUCAUCUGGUUCUUGAUUCCCCUGCUCUGAGUAAAAGAGUGUACAUUCACCCUAUCUAUUCCCUUCAUGAUUGUUACACCUCUAUAAGAUCACUCCUCAUCCUCCUGCGCAUUCAAGGAAUAAAAAUCUAGCCUGACCAACCUCUCGCUAUAACUCAGGCCCUCAAGUCCUGGCCUAAGUCCUCUGGUUGUUGAUUCCCCUACUCUGGGCAUGCACCCUAUCUAUACCCCUCGUAAUGUUAUACACAACGCAAAAAGUGUAUAAGUUCAAUUUACGAUGCUGUAAGUUUCCAAUUUGGUUGAUUAAUGACAAAGUGUGACUUUAUUUUUCCGCUUUUUGAACAAUUUUAUUAAAAUGUUCCUGUCAGUAGACAGUGGUAAAGGCGACACUGCUGGAGGUGAUUCAGCCGUGAAAACUGCAGGAUUAAAAGAGCACAUUUUGUUCCUACGCUUGGUUACUAUGUCAACCUUACAAGAUUGCCAACUUUCAGUUGAAUCCAGGUAAGCUGCCUGUUUGUAGGCAAAUAUGGUAUCAGACAAUUACUGGGUGGUGACUUCUUCCUGCACAGCCAAAGGGCAGUUAGUAAAAUUCAUGUUUGGUUCUCGACUCAUUUACUUUGCCUGCAGGUGCUGUGAACUAUCAACUAUGGCUCAGUGAUAGCGCCUUGCCCCCAAGACAGAAUGUUGUGAGCCAAUUUCCAUUCUGGAGAAACAGGUAUAGGGUCACUCACAGUGGUCACACAUGCUUGGAGGUCAGAGGGAUCUCAGCCACAUCCACACCUCCCCCUUCCCAAAUUUAUCUCUGCGUCUGCGAUCCUGGGAGGAGGACUAUCUAAACUUCUAAAGUGCUGUAUCAUCCAGAGAGUUCACACAGAGAGUGGUGAAUCUCUGGAAUUCUCUGCCACAGAAGGUAGUUGAGGCCAGUUCAUUGGCUAUAUUUAAGAGGGAGUUAGAUGUUGUCCUUGUGGCUAAAGGCAUCAGGGGGUAUGAAGAGAAGGCAGGUACAGGAUACUGAGUUGGAUGAUCAGCCAUGAUCAUAUUGAAUAGCGGUGCAGGCUCGAAGGGCCGAAUGGCCUACUCCUGCACCUAUUUUCUAUGUUUCUAUCCCACCACCUCUGCCUAUACCUCCCUUGUCUUUCACUUUGCCAUAAUUGCAGAUUAUUCUCUUGCCUCAGCUUGACUCUUUGAAGCUUCCUAUGCAAAUCUUCCUCCCAUAAACACUGCCUUGAAUUUAUGGGCUUAUGAUCUCUUAAAAAAGCAGUAAUACCUCCCCUAAUAUUCUGGCCAAGAGUUCCCUCAACUGGUAUUAUUAAAAAAAUAUUUUGGCAUUAAUAUAUCACCACUUUUUCUAUAAAACGACAAUAGAGAUACAUCAAAAUGUAAUUAAUUUGCUGUGGAACAUCCUGAAAAUGUAAACGCUAUAAUUAAAAUGCAAGUUUUGAAGGAUUUGUUACUUUAUAUAAUGGUUAGCUUAUACAUCAGAAUGAGGAGGCAUUUAUAUGUUACCUGAGGGUUUUUAUAGUAUUGAAGUCUUCCCUAGCUGGAUGUAGUUACGUGACUCUAGUGGUGAUACGUCUGCAAGCUUUUACCUACAUUGCACUGGCAAACAAUGGUUUGUGGGGUUGGAGAGGAAGAUGCAACAUUGGGAUUGGGAGAAGAACAAAUGUUUGGCCACAAUGUAAUGCCAUUUUCUGCUGGUCAGUGGUAAUGGACUGAAAGGUCAUGUACUGCCCUUGCACAGGACUAUUUCAAUGCUGUCUUGAUCAGCUCCAUAGUUGCAUCCUCAUGCAAAACUCUGGUGCCUUUGUCCUAACUCGGAUUUGUCCCAACUCCCAUCUACAACAUUGGCUGACCUAUAAAGGAUUUGAAAAAUGUCUCUAUUUUUGGAAUUCUCUCCUUUUGAAAACCCUCCUAGUCUGAUGCAUAGAAAAGGUUUAGAGGAUUAUGGGCCAAAGGCAGGCAAAUAGGACUAGCUUAGAAGGGCGAUGUGGACGUUGGCUGCUGAAGGGCCUGUUUCCCUGCUGUAUGACUCUAUGACUCUCCCCUUUCCCUGCUCCCUACCCUCUUCCCAGCCUACAAUUCCAGCUGGUCCCAUUAUAGCCUUGUCUUACCCCCAAAUGUAACCAUUCCAUCACUGGCAGCUGUAAUUGUAAUUGCCUAAUGUAACUCCUGCCACUGAAUAGGCGUGCAGGAAGGAACUGCAGAUAUUGGUUUAAACCGAAGGUAGACACAAAAAACUGGAGUAACUCAGUGGGUCGGACAGCUUCUCUAGAGAAAAGGAAUAGGUGACGUUUCCGGUCAAGACCCUUGUGCAGUCAUUUAGGGUUUCGAUUCCUUCCCCAAGUAUCCCAUUUGACGCGGGAACAUUAUGAAAGUAAAUUUUAACUGAUAUGUCUUGAGAUAUUUGGCAAUGUAAAACAGGCGAGUUAAACACAAGUUGUUGUUCUCGAUGAAUGUGUGCAUUGAAAUCUAGGAAGGAUGUGUUAGAAAUCGCUGGGAGUUCUGUGAGCUGUCCUCAUCUCAUUUUGAAGAACAUCAACUUGCCUGACAUUAAAGGUAGGGCUCGGUGGAAAUUUGAUAUGUUUGUCACGAUUCUAGUUUUUCACAAUUUAAAGAUGAAUUUAAAUUUUCAGCUGAAGGUUGGUUGCAGUAACAAGCGCUGUCAGAUCUUCGCCAGACCGGCCAAGUUAAAAGCCCCUACAAUUAAAACAAUAUAAUAAAAUUGUGUAAAUUGUCUUUUAAUGCCUGUUUUCCCUUGCAAAUUUCCUCUGCUCCCUCAACCUAACUUGCACUAAGUAUUUUACACCCAUUACCCUGAGUUUUCUUGCCAACAGUGCCUCCUGGUCUAUUAAAGACUCUCAAAUUAAAUCUCCCUUCCUCUCAAAUCCUCUACAACCUCGUCAAGAUAUCCACAUCUUCCAGAGACUCUAAGAAAUCGGCACUCCUUCAGUUUUGGGGUGUUUUUCCAUUCCACUUUUGCCAGCAAUCCCUCAGUUGCUGAGGCUCAGUCCAGGAAUCUAUCUCAAAACGUGCGUGCCUCGGUAUGACUGCUUGUUGCUGUGAUUUCUUACUCCUACUGACAUACUACCACUCCAAUCCCCAUCUUGACAUUGAGGAUGAACAUCUUGAUCUACUUUACGGACAACAAUGUUAUUUGGGCAUUUACCUCAAAAGCACCAGUCACCAAGGACAAAGUUCAUAAGUUCCAGGAGCAGAAUUAGCCCAUUUGGCCCAUCAAGUCUACUCCGCCAUUCAAUCAUGGCUAAUGUAUCUUUCCCUCUCAACCCCAUUCUCCAGCCUUCUCCCCAUAACCCCUAACACCCUUAAAGUCGACUAUGGCGACUUCUCAUAAAUGGUAAGAAAGAGUUAAUGGGCUGAAAGGUUUCCUGCACCAUUGCAAUCAGUCUCAUCUACUGCUUCUAGAUAUUUGGAAGACUUUGUGUCCUCUUGCAGUCCUGGCUAACUUUAGCUUUGAUAAUAAUUAACUUUAAUAGUUUGCUUACCCAAACUCCUGUGCCAUAUCACUUAACAAAAUCUCACUGUCCACCAGUCAUUACUAUUUCUGAAUGUAUUUUGAU